AGCAGUCCUGCAACCGCUUCGCACGAGGCAUCCACAGCAGGAAUUCCUCCGCGCGCGCUUUCAGCGAUGUCCUGCAAACUUUUCCAAAGUUUUCGUUCGGAGUUUCCGAACUAGUGCUCGCAAUGGACGAUUACUACGUCAAUAACUUCACCGUGGAGUGCACCGAGGAGGUGAUGGGCCCGAAGAGGGAUAGUUUGUACAUCGUUGUCCCUAUUAUCGUCAUCUACGGCGUUAUUUUCCUCACUGGGACCAUCGGCAACAUCAGCACCUGCAUCGUCAUCUCCAAGAACAAGACCAUGCACACGGCCACCAACUACUACCUCUUCAGCUUGGCCAUUUCCGACCUUUUGCUGCUGGUGUCCGGCCUGCCCCAGGAGAUCUAUCUCAUUUACUCGCGCUACCCUUACAUCUUCGGGAGCGUCUUCUGCUUCCUGCGGGGGAUGUUUGCGGAGACGAGCGCCAACGCCACGGUGCUGACCAUCACCGCGUUCACAGUCGAGCGCUACUUGGCCAUUUGCCACCCCUUUCUCUCCCACACCAUGUCCAAGCUUUCCAGGGCUGUUAAGAUCAUCCUGGUCAUCUGGCUGGUGGCCGUGGGGCUGGCAGUGCCCCAGGCCAUGCAGUUCGAACUAGUCGGACCUACAGAUUGUGAACAGUGCGCUUUUGUGAAACCCAUCAUCCAGCAUUCGUUCGAAAUCUCCACUUUGCUGUUCUUCGUGCUGCCGAUGAGUCUCAUCACCGUGUUGUACAUUCUCAUUGGACAGAAGCUGAAGUCGUCCACGAUGAUGAAGAAGAGGAAUGUCUUCGGGAACGCAGCCACUUCCAGGGUACACACGAAAUCGUCGAGGAAAGUUGUUAAAAUGUUAGUUGCUGUCGUGGUGGCGUUCUUUAUCUGUUGGGCUCCUUUCCAUGCCCAGAGGUUGUACAGUCUCUACUCAAUGAAGUUCGAAGGACUAAAUCAUUCCGUCUAUUUGAAGAUAUACGAAAUUGUCACAUACAUAAGUGGGAUCCUGUAUUACAUCUCAGCGACAAUAAAUCCAAUCUUGUACAAUAUCAUGUCUGUAAAGUUUCGUGAGGCUUUUAGGGAAACGUUCUCACGGUGCUGCUGCUUCUACCAGUUCAAGGCCAACCGACCCCAAAGAUCCUAUUCAGUUCUCUCCAGGUCCGCCCAACGAGGUCCAGAUUCUACAGACUCAGGGAGGGAUGACCCUAGUCUACAGUCGCACACCUCCGUUACCCAAAAAACAUCCCUAGAAUCCUACAACGGAGUUGUGCAUUCGGGACUGAGAAGAAAUAAAACCUUUUCGACCUUCCGUGGCGCCGACAUCGAGGAGGAGGCCCCAGCCGACGCCCCCUGGCUCAAAGACAUGCCCGACGCCAAGUCCACCUCCGAGCCCACCACCCCCAAGUUCAUAUCGAUUCACCUCAACGCCGCCACGCCGCCCCACAAAAUCGGCCGCUUCUGGCAGUACUUCGAGUGUCUGGCCAAGAGGACGUUGGACGACAGCAAACGCCUCUCGGCUUACUACACCUCCCCGGCCAGAGAGCCCAGCAUUCUGAUGGAACUCAAAAGCAGCCCCAAGAAGGGCCAAGGCCGCUGCAUCAGCCCCUGCGACAUCAGCAACAGCAGUCUGAGGGACGUUGAAAACGGGGCCAUCGAGGACGAACUGACCACUUACAUGAAGGAAGUGAAGCGGAGGGAGAUCUACAGCUAGCAGAGGUUGUACAACGAGAUCAAGUUGGCGAAAAGGGAAUUAUGAUUUUUUGGAAAAAUUCUAAAUGUUUCGUAGGUGUUUUAAUGUGAUAAGUGUUUUAGAUGACACAACGAGCCCAAUUUUUUUAUAUACAUACAUAGAUGCUUGCACACCUACUGUCACUUGAUUUUUUCCAAUUUACCACAUUCUUGCCGCAUUUGGUGCUCAUGUUAUUCUAGUCAAUAUUGUUACUUGCGUUAGGUUAAACAGUUAAACAUUGUUGAGUCUGUAAAUAAUUGUAGAUCGAGUGUUACUUCUUUGUUGAAUUAAUAAAAAACGAGUAUUUUUCAUUUGUAUGAUGACGUAUUUUAAUGUGAUAAUAUUUGUAUAAUUGUAUACUUUAAUAAAGUGUUGAUUACAAAGGUGA
Tribolium castaneum (red flour beetle) is the source of this 2121-nucleotide messenger RNA. Its product is annotated as neuromedin-U receptor 2-like. The record is from RefSeq and is a predicted model, not a curated record. NCBI's taxonomy places the organism in Eukaryota, Metazoa, Arthropoda, Insecta, Coleoptera, Tenebrionidae. The transcript is spliced from 4 exons. Gene Ontology annotation, biological process: neuropeptide signaling pathway. Bases 123 to 1715 code for a protein of 530 amino acids. Gene Ontology annotation, molecular function: neuromedin U receptor activity. Gene Ontology annotation, cellular component: plasma membrane.